AUGUACGGAUUUUUAGCUAUUACGAUGUUAAUGCCGCGGGUGAAGAAAUUGACUGUAAAAGAGUAUUGGUCGACCGAUGACAUGUUAAAAACUAAUAUUUUUCAAAGAACUAUGGCGCGAGACAGAUAUAUGAUAUUAUUGCAAAUGUUGCAUUUUAAUGAUAACAAUAUACAAAGUGAUGAUCCAUUGAUAAAAAUACGACCUAUAAUUGAUACUCUGAAGAACUCUUUCUCACAGUCAUUUUAUCCGUACAAACAUUUGUGCAUUGACGAAAGUCUUAUGUUGUUCAAAGGCCGGUGUUAUUUUAAACAAUUUAUACCAUCUAAAAGAAGUAGAUUUGGUAUAAAGUCAUUUAUUCUGUGUGACUGCACCACAAACUAUGUAUUAGAUUAUAUAGUAUAUACCGGAAAAAAUACAGAUAUUGUACAUAAUUCUACAACCAUUGGGAAAUCGGCAGAUAUUGUUAUGACUCUUUUACGUCCAUAUCUUGAAAAGGGCCAUACAUUGAUAACUGAUAAUUGGUACACAAGCCCGCAUUUGUAUACUGUACUUCAUAAACAUAAAACUAAUGCGUUUGGGACAGUACGUAAAAACAGAAAAGAUAUGCCCCUUAUCGAUGGAAAAUUGACAAAAGGGCAAUUUGACUACAGAUGUACAAAUAACUUAUUGGCAUUGAAGUGGCGAGAUAGAAAAGAUGUAUGGAUGUUAUCAAGUGCUCACGAACCGAAAAUGAUUGAAUCUGGUCGAAGAAAUUAUCUUACAGGAUCGCCCAAGUUGAAACCAGAAUGUGUUGUAGAUUAUAACAUGAAAAUGGGCUCUGUGGACUGCGUUGACGUGGUUCUAAGUACAAUAAAUUCAUGCAGAAAAUGUCUAAAGUGGUAUAAAAAGUAUUUUUUCCAUUUAGUAGACAUCUCAAUAUAUCGUCCUGUAUCAACGUGUGACUGAAAUACCCUCAAAAUAGAAAACAAGCGGGCGGUGGCAAAAGAAGCGUAGAAAGCCUACCAUUUCGUUUGACUGAGAGACA
This is a messenger RNA of Ceratina calcarata, 1024 nucleotides long. Its product is annotated as piggyBac transposable element-derived protein 4. NCBI's taxonomy places the organism in Eukaryota, Metazoa, Arthropoda, Insecta, Hymenoptera, Apidae. Bases 1 to 945 code for a protein of 314 amino acids. The transcript has 2 exons. The record is from RefSeq and is a predicted model, not a curated record.